CUGCAUUUCUUUCUUUUUGGGGAGGAGUAGACAUCAUCUUUCUUUCCCUCUCCCUCUUUCCUGCACUCUGUGGCAGUAUCUCAAAUUUGUGGCCAUAAAAAGUUGUGUUCAGUCUUACUUAUUCCAAGAUGUAGAAAAAUGAUCAAGGCUUGGAUAGUUGGCUCAGCGGGUAAGAACACUUACUGUACAAAGUCUGAGCCAAUGGUAAAGAGAGAAUCAACUCUUAGAAGUUGUCCUCUGGAUUAUACACACACACACACACACACACACACACACACACACACACACACACACACACACGUAUACACAUGUACAAAUACACCAAUAGUUUUAUGUAGCCCAGACUGACUUUGAACUCAAUAUGUAGCUGAGGCUGACCUUUAACUCCUGGUACUCCUGUUUCUCCUUCCAUAUUGCUGGGAUUGAAGGCAUAUGCGACCAUGCCCAGUUUGUCUGCCUUUUUGAUUACAGCCAUCCUCAUGCUUGUGAAGUGGAAUCCUGUUGUGGUUUUAAUUUAUAAUUCUCUGGUUGCUGAAGACGUUGAACAUCUUUUCAUAUGCUUAUUGGAUCUGUGCAUAUUGUCUUUGGAGAAAUGUCUAUUUACUUUCUUUUAGUUGUCACAUUAUUGAGUUGUGGGGUUUUUUUUACAAGUCCUUUAUCAUAGAUACAUGAUUUGCAAAUAUGUAAAUAUUUUCAUCUCACUCUAUGAGUUGUUUUUAUGUUGUUGUUUUUGGCUCAGUUUUAUUUUUUUAUUUUAUUUUGAGAUGAAAUAUUAUUAUGUUGCCCAGGUCUUGAACUCCUGAGCUCAAAUGAUCCAUUCACCUUGCCUCAGCUCUCAAGGACUAUGAUUCUAGACAUGUACCACCAUACCAAAGCUUUCAUUUCUUUCUGUCUUCAUCCUUUCCCUCCCCCGUUCCCCCCCUUGUUCAUGUGGAUGGGCAUAAGUAAAAAUUUAGAAAUCUGAGCUAUCAAGUGGUCAAUAGGCAAUCAUAACAUCUUUGUGGGAAUUCAAACGUAUACAAUCAUUAUGGCAAAUUAUUUGGAGGUCUGUACAAGGUCAGGGAAUUGUAGAGAGAGAUAGAAAAAAUAUGUUUCAAUUCAUGAUUCAGGAUGCGGACAUUUUAUGUGAUGACAAGGUACAAGGUAUAACCUUGCAAUUAGUUUGCUUAAGUGGAGAGUAGGUGUUCUUUGACGAUAAUGAAGUAAAUCUGUUUAGAUGCAAUCAGGUUGAAGACACCUUAUAGUCAUUUGAAAAGUAAAAGUUUAGCAUAAAGAGCGAGCAGCCAGAGAGCUGGAGGAGACGGUUCAGUGGCUAGAAUGCUUGCUCUGUAAGCAUGAUGGCCUUAGCUCGAUCCCCAGAACCCACAUAAAAGCUGGGCCUGGUGCUGGGUCUUUUGCUGUUGUCAGUUUUGUUCUUUCUUUCUUUCUUUCUUUCUUUCUUUCUUUCUUUCUUUCUUUCUUUUUUCUUUCUUUCUUUCUUUCUUUGUUUUUGUCAACUUGGCAUAAACUAGAGUCACCUGGGAAGAGGGAACCUCAACUGAGAAAUUGCCUCCAUCACAUUGGUCUGUGGGCCUGUCUGUUGGGGGCACUUUCUGCGUUAAUGAGUGAAUGUGGGAAGGUAGGCUUGGGUUGUAUAAGAAAGCAAACUGAGCAAUGCAUUAGAAGCAAGCUAGGAAGUAGUGUUCCUCUAUGGUCUUUGCUACAGUUCCUGCCCUGGCUUGCCUUUAUGAUGGACUCAAAUCUGUACUAUUUAAUAAACCUUUUCAUCCUGACUUGGUUUUGGUCAUGGCUUUAUCACAGCAGCAGAGAGGCAAACUGCGAGAGUCUGUAACCCUAGCUCCUGGAGACUGGAGACACAUAGGUUCUGGGUUUCUAGUUAGCUGGUUUGGUCAAAACGAGGGGCUCUAGGUUCAGUAAAAGCCUUUGUCUCAAAAAUUAAUGUGGGGAGCAAUAGAGAUUGCUAUCUGAAGUCAAACUCUGGCCUCCACAAGUCUCUGUGUAACUCUGUGUACCUGCCCACAGACCUGCACAGGUAUGCAUACCACACAUACAAAGAAUUAGCAGCCAGGUGUGGUGCAUACCUACUGCAAUCUCAGGACUUGGGAGGUAGAAUUCAAGUCCAGCCUGACUACAUGAGAUCUUAUCUCAAAGAGGAACAAAUAAUGGUAGGUAUGGUGGCUAGCCCCUAGAAUCCCAGUAGAGAACUCUAUCUCAAAGAGGAACAAAUAAUGGUAGGUAUGGUGGCUAGCCCCUAGAAUCCCAGUACUGAGAACUCAGGUCCAAAUGCUUGUACAGCAAACACUUUGCCCACUGCGCCAUCUCCUCAGCCCCUCUGGCUUCUCAUUCUUUUUUUUUUUUCCAAGACAGGGUUUCUCUGUGUAGCUUUGCGCCUUUCCUGGAGCUCACUCUGUGGUCCAGGCUGGCCUUGAACUCAGAGAGAUCCACCUGCCUCUGCCUUCCAAGUGAUAGGAUUAAAGGCGUGCGCCACCAUGCCUGGUUUGGGCUGCUAAUUUGUAUGUGAAACUUUUCCUUUUCAAAUUACUGUAAGGUUUCUACAUCCUUAUUGAGAUUAAGCUGAUUCACUUUGCAAGUUUGAGGCUAAUGUAGGCUACAAAUUUAAGAAGCCAACAGCAAUGGAUUAGAGAAUGGGGGUGUUGAAGGAUUCGCUGGAAGUAAAAUUCAUAUAGUGUACAGAAGAAGUAAAGGGAACUCUUGAAAGAAUGUACAACUAGCAGAUUAAUAUAGAAUAGUAGGUAUGAUAAAGAUAAUGUGCCACAUCCAAUGCCCCAGGACUGUGAUAACCUCCUCUCAACCCAUAGCUGAGCCCCAGGCCUUGUUAGAGAUCUUGAACUACAGAGUCAGUGGAAUUUGGUGGACAUAUGUGGUCUGUAACCUCCUGAAAAUAUGCUCUUCUGUGGUGCUUCUUCACCAUGGGAGGUGUCUCACCAGAGACACUUGGCUACACUCAAGGGGCAACCACUCAAGGGGCAAGUCAAGGAAAACUGCUCCCCUCCAUGCAGCAGAGAAGCCAGAGCUGCAGAAGGUGAGUGUGAAGAAGGCUGGGGGCCCAGUCUGUGGAGUGAGGAAACAGGAAGUAAAAACCCUUCUUUCUGUACUAUUUCUCCUUCAUCCCUCAGUGAUAAACCUUAACACCGUGCCAGCUGGCAAAACAGAAAGUAUUUUAAAAUCCCAGCUCCAUUUGCAAAGAGAGCAGGCAGAAAGGCAAUCUGAGAGGUACUACAGCAAUCCCGGGCAGAGGCAGUCUGCGAACUGAGGAACUUGGUGGACAUGGUGUUGGCUUGUUCCUGUGGAUAUUGAAACCAAGCAGCUAUUGCCAGGGCCUGGCAUGGAGUAGAAGCUCAGAAGUGUAACCUGGGUCUGCCCGCAUCUGAGGCAAGUGGAGGACUCUACUGCAGGUCUUCUGAACUAGAAUAUCUGGGCCUAGUUCCACCAGAUCUUUGUUUUAACUGCCCCAACAGUUUGUGGUUAAAAUGAUAAAUAUUUCCAAUGCAUAAAAGUAAAGAAAAUGGUCCCAGUUUUCCCAUCAGCCAGCUUUAAUGUAUGCUCACAUAUGCCUCAUUUCCUUUAGGUCUUUUUAUUUCUAACAAAAUGCUACCUAUUUCAACUCAAAUCCUACCCUCAUUCCUUUUUCUCUCUUGCAACCAGGAGGUUAUCAUCAUGCACAUUCUUGUUUGUCAAUCACUGCUUUAGGCCUUUGAAGGGUUUUAUCUUUUUUUUUUUUUGUAAAGGGUUUCAUAUAACCCAUGCUGGCCUCAAACUCGCUAUGCAGGCAAGAAUGACCCUGCGUUCCUGAUCUUCUCGCCUCUACCUCCCGAGUGUUGGAAUCACAAGCAUGAACCAUCAUGUGCCGCUCCUUUGAAGAUUUUUUUGUUUUUGUAAAGCAGGAUGUCACCAGAAGCAUCAGAACAAAACUAGCUAACUGGGGUCUUCUGGAGUAUUCAUUAGGAUGGGAGGAGGUAGGCAAACCUUUCAGCAGGUAGAUUCAGUGAGGCAGAGGGUGUGAUGCUAGAUUUUUGGUUUUUGUCCUCGUGCCCUUCUGGGAAGCCUGUUCUGCUCUUGUGACCUUCAGUAUCUGCCCUCACCUUAUUUCCAAGCGCAUCCAUCAUCUCCUUUCUUGUCUUUACCUGCUUCCCAAGCCAGCCUGGGCUCUAUGGUGAGUCACUUCAGGUAGAAGCUUGCCCACCCUGACAUUAUCCUGUAACAAAUCUAACUUUGAAAUCUCAAUGUUAACAACUGUUUCUUUUACCUUGGUGGAUGCUGGCUUGUGGCACUCUCAGCCUUUCCUUUAUUACUUACAGUAAUUUACUAUAGCUAAAUGUCUAAACUGAGGUAGGAAGCUGGGAGCAAUGGGACACAUUUAUCCUCCACUGAAGAGACUGGGACAGGAAGAGUACCAUGAGUUUGAAGCCUGCUUGGUUUUCAUUAUUGAGUUCCAGGAUAACAGGGCUAUACAGUGAAACCAUGUCUCAACAAAACAAAAAUCAAAACAAGGCAGAUCCCUAUCCAGGUGACACUGGACAAGAGCCUAUUUUGGGCUAAACUAUAUUCCUGAAAUGACUCAGGCUUUGCUCAUCAUCCUCAAAUGUAAGUAGUACCUCAGUAAUACUGCCAGCUUAUGUUUGCCCGUGGAGUAAAAUUCACCUGAGCAAUUGUGACGCUAUCCAAAUGACAUACAAAACUGUGUUUAAAUAGGUCAGUUGAGGAAAUAAAUUUAUCAACAAAUGGGUUCUGUUUAUUUCCAUUACAUAGAUUUGGCCAUGGGUCAAAUCCAAUUAAAAUUUUGAUUGACUAUAUUUAUUUUACUUAUAAGUACAACAAGCUAAAAACACAGAGGUAAAAUCUUCAUUAUAGAACUAUGGAUAGACCCAACAUCAUCACUGAAUCUCAAAAUGUUUGUGUUAAGAAACUACACAAAGCCAAGUACUGAGUCAGGUAAGCGUAGGGAAUGACUUAGAAACGUGAGACUCUACUUGGCUUGGGCUGUGUGCACCUCCCUUUGCUAACAAUGCAUCUAGCAACAUGUUGGCAACCCGAGACCCGCCACCUGCUUUAGGCUUCACAUAUUUCUGCUUGAAACAAUGGAAAUGUGUCAGUCUCUUUAAAAACAUUUGGCUAAUGUCUGACAAUCAGGUGCCCUUGAGUAUCUUCCAUCCUUUGGCUGCUCUCAACCUUGAUAGUGUUUCUUUUGCUCUGUACUGUUGCUUCACUUUGAAUAAAGUUUCCUUGCUACUUUCACAAUAUAAGUGAGCCUUUAUUUCAGUUAUUUGAUUGAGAAACCAAGAACCUGGAAACACCUGGUCCAGAUUAUGACCACCAGUAACACUACCAUAUUAUAUAAUUCCCUUUAUGCAAGAUCCUUGAAAAAUACAAACUAACAUAAAGGGAUUGAAAGCAGAUGGGCAGUUGCCUGUGAUGUACAGAAAGGGUAGGAAAGAAGGAGUUGAAAAGGCACAUGCACACUUUUCCGACUGAGAGGAAAAGUUCAUCUAGAGCAGUGGUUCUCAACCUUCCUAAUGCUGCCACCCUUUAAAAUAGUUCUUCAUGUUGUGGUGAUCCUCAACCAUAAAAUUAUUUUCAUUGCUACUUCAUAACUGUAAUGUUGCUACUGUUAUGAAUUGUAACAUAAAUAUCUGUUAUUUAGGAUACAUAAUAUUCAACCCCUGUGAAAGGGUCGAUCAACCCCCAGAGGGGUUGUGACUCACAGGUUGAGAACCACUGAUCUAGAUUGUGUGAGAUUAUGACCAAAUAGCCCGAGAAUGUCAAAAUUCUUAAGUUGGCCUGGGGAUAUAGCUCACUUGGUAGAGUGCUUGUCUAGCACGUACAAAGUCCUAGGAUUAAUCCCAAGCACGUCAUAAACUGGGUGUAGUGCUGCAUGCUAUAAUCCCAGCACUUGGGAGAUGGAGGCAGAAGGAUCAGGAGUUCAAAUCCAGCCUCGGCUUCAUGGAACUGUCCCAAUCACUAUCACCAUCAAAAAGCAGGAGGAGGGGGUGACAAGAAAAGAGUUGUGAGACUUAGCAGCAAACAGCUGUAAUUAACUGGAUGUCUCCCAUAUGUAAGGAGAGAUACUGAUGGCAAAUGCCCUGCAUUUGCCAACAUAGAGCUACGCAAUUCAAUUCUGCCUUAAAGUUUCUCUAUAGUAUGACUAUUUUACCUGGUGCAGAAAAUGUUUGAGAAUAACAGACCCCUCUUGCUCAUACUACAGAGAAAUUUAUGAUAAGGCAAAGUUUAAUAGUUCUUCUGGAUUCAUGACUGGGGCUUGUUUUCAGGUCACCAUUUUAAAUGCAGAGUGUUUGUUGAUGGAGAAAAGUGAAUUUUUCAGUCUCUAGUGUAGACAGAGAGGACAAGUGCUCUUUUGUUCUCAAGUGCUCUGUCUCCAAGCAUAUUUCCCUCAUUUUGUCUGACUGUGUCUGAGUCUUUGCUAAGGGUACUGCAGCUGGACUGUGGAGUGGAACCAGGUCCAGAAAAAGAAUUGCUAAAGAAUGCAAGUAAACAGGAUGGCAGAUGUUAUCCUUAGCCUAUUUCCCUAAACAUAGCUUUUUGGCUACAAAGUAAAAUGCCAUUCUUCCAGCUUCUGCUUAUAUGCAGUCAUGGCUGACAGCAGGGACAAUCUUCCUCUGCUUGGCAAGUUGUCACCGUGUGACUUCACGUGUUUUGUAAGGAAGAAAUGAUCGUGACACACAAAAUCUCUGUGAGAUUGUCUGAGGACAUCUGGCCAUUUCUGGGAGGAAUUGUCUCAACCCACCUAAGUCUCUGAGCUCUGUUUGACCAGCACAGCUCCCCAUGAGGCUCAGAGCUGUCUGACCUAAGAGGCAGUUGGCAUCUUCCUCCUGACAGAAGCCAGAUUUUUCACUGGGGCUAGACUGUAUCGACCGUGUUUUCCCAGUCUGCCCCAUGCGUGUCUCAUUUCCAAGGUCCUCUGAAGUGCUGGCUCACUCCCGGCUCCACGAGCCCUUGCUUACUUUCUGCCUCCCCAGCAUCCUCUUCACUUCCUUCCCUACAGCUUCUUGCACUGUGGUGUGUGUUCCUCCCUUUAAAAAAAAAAACAAAACAAAACUAAUGAAUGUGUUUUGCAGGUUUCGAAAAAAUCCCCGUAAUGUUAUCCCAGAAGUCUGUCCACUCCUUAUCAUCCCUUCCAUAUCUCUGAGUAUGAUCUCUGUGGUUUAGAAAUCCCGCGUUCCACUGUUGUUAAAGAAAAGUUGCCUUAAACCUUUGCCCUGCAAGCACCAGAAGAGAGCUCAUAAAAAGGAAGACAGCAGCAGAUGCAAUCACGGAUGUGGCUUAGUCCUCGCAGCUGCCCCGGAGAGCUGUUCAGAGUGUACGAGCCUCAAUCAUGAAUCCCGAAGAACGCGUUGUGACAUGGCUUAUAGCUUUGGGAGUUUUAGAGUCUCCCAAAAAGACCAUCUGUGAUCCAGAGGAGUUCUUGAAGUCCUCGCUGAAAAAUGGGGUAGUGUUGUGCAAACUCAUCAACAGACUUCUGCCUGGUUCGGUGGAGAAGUAUUGUCUGGAGCCCCAAACUGAGGCCGACUGCAUCGACAACAUCAAUGACUUCCUGAAAGGAUGUGCAACCCUUCAAGUGGAAGUAUUUGAGCCUGAUGACCUUUAUUCAGGGAUCAAUUUCUCCAAGGUUCUGAGUACUCUUUUAGCUGUCAACAAAGCAACAGAAGAUCAGCUAUCAGAAAGACCAUGUGGACGGUCCUCUUCUCUUAGCACUACCAACGGCUCUCCGACAACCCCCCAGGCAGCAGUUCCCAGCACAACUCCAGCGCAGCAAAGCCAGGCAAAGGCUGUGGAGAUGACGGAAAAUGGAAGUCACCAGUUGAUAGUAAAGGCAAGAUUCAACUUCAAGCAGACUAAUGAAGAUGAAUUGUCAGUUUGUAAAGGGGACAUCAUUUAUGUCACUCGAGUUGAAGAAGGAGGCUGGUGGGAAGGCACACUGAAUGGGAGAACAGGAUGGUUCCCUAGUAAUUAUGUCCGAGAAAUUAAACCAAGUGAGAGACCUCUGUCCCCUAAAGCUGUCAAAGGAUUUGACACUGCUCCGCUUACCAAGAAUUACUACACUGUGGUGUUACAGAACAUCUUGGACACUGAAAAGGAAUAUGCCAAAGAACUUCAGUCUCUUCUCGUUACUUAUCUAAGACCCUUGCAGUCUAAUAACAACCUUAGUACUGUGGAGUUUACAUGUUUAUUGGGAAACUUUGAAGAAGUAUGCACAUUUCAACAGACACUCUGCCAAGCCUUGGAAGAAUGUUCAAAGUUUCCAGAAAACCAGCACAAAGUAGGAGGCUGUCUACUGAACCUCAUGCCUCAUUUUAAAUCAAUGUACCUGGCUUACUGUGCAAAUCAUCCUUCAGCUGUCAACGUGCUCACCCAGCACAGUGAUGAUCUAGAACGAUUCAUGGAAAACCAAGGUGCAUCCAGCCCAGGUAUCCUCAUUUUAACAACAAGCCUCAGCAAACCAUUCAUGCGACUGGAAAAGUAUGUUACUCUUUUGCAAGAGCUGGAGCGACAUAUGGAGGACACCCAUCCGGAUCAUCAGGACAUUCUGAAAGCAAUCAUAGCAUUCAAAACCCUCAUGGGGCAGUGCCAAGAUCUGAGAAAGAGAAAACAACUGGAAUUGCAGAUCCUUUCAGAACCUAUUCAGGCAUGGGAAGGAGAUGAUAUUAAGACCCUGGGAAAUGUCAUCUUUAUGUCACAAGUAAUGGUGCAGUAUGGAACCUGUGAGGAAAAAGAAGAACGAUAUUUCAUGCUGUUUUCAAAUGUCUUGAUAAUGUUGUCUGCAAGUCCUCGGAUGAGUGGCUUUAUCUAUCAGGGAAAAAUACCACUAGCAGGGAUGGUGGUGGCUAGAUUAGAUGAAAUUGAAGGGAAUGAGUACGCAUUUGAAAUCACAGGUAAUGUGGUAGAGAGAACUGUGGUCUAUUGCAACAAUAGCCAGGACUUCCAGGAAUGGCUGGAGCAGCUGAACAGACUGACCAGAGGACCAGCCUCUUGCAGUUCAUUAUCUAAGACCUCAUCAUCAUCAUGUAGUGCUCAUUCUUCUUUUAGCUCUACUGGACAGCCCCGAGGACCCUUGGAGCCUCCUCAAAUUAUAAAACCGUGGAGUUUAAGUUGCCUACGACCUGCACCUCCACUUAGACCAUCAGCAGCACUAGGUUAUAAAGAGAGGAUGUCUUAUAUCUUAAAGGAAUCUAGUAAGAGCCCCAAAACAAUGAAGAAGUUUCUUCACAAAAGAAAGACGGAGAGAAAAGCAUCUGAGGAAGAAUACGUGAUUAGGAAAAGUACAGCUGCUCUGGAAGAGGAUGCUCAGAUUCUUAAGGUGAUCGAAGCCUACUGCACCAGCGCCAGUUUUCAACAAGGUACUCGGAAGGAUUCCGUUCCACAAGUUCUACUCCCUGAGGAAGAGAAACUCAUUAUUGAAGAAACCAGAAGUAACGGGCAGACCAUCAUUGAAGAAAAGAGCCUUGUUGAUACUGUUUAUGCCUUGAAGGAUGAGGUCAAAGAACUGAAGCAGGAGAAUAAGAGAAUGAAGCAAUGCCUGGAAGAAGAAUUGAAGUCGAGGAAGGACCUAGAAAAACUAGUCCGGAAGCUGUUGAAGCAAACAGAUGAAUGCAUUCGAGCUGAAUCCAGCAGCAAGAGUCCAAUCCUCCCAUAACCGUCACUGUGCCGCUGAGCACAGGGCCUUCAGCACUUGCUGAGCUGGCCAGCUGAAUGAUUUGAAUGUGCACUUCAGCUUUCGCUGUGUUGGGAUCUUUCUUUCUCUCUCUCUUUCUCUCUCUCUUUCUCUCUCCUGCCCACCUCUGUUUGCUUGAGUGUUUGUUACUUGGUUAUCAAUUGAUAUUUGUCUUAACAGGGGAAACAACCUGGGGUGGUGAUAAAAUGGCCUCAAUAUUUUGCUAUUUCCAACAGCCCUUCACUACCUAAUUCGCUGAAGACAAAGCUUCUCAGGCUAUGUCUAGAGUAGGUGAAAAUGAACACCUUUGCCCAAUGAUCCAGCUGCCCUUCCCUGGACUGUCACAUGGCCCCCUCGAUCCUCUAGAAAUGAUUUCCCUGUGUUGUCUGUAAAGACCAAGAGCAGUGUCGUGCCCUGCUUCCCUUUGUGCUGGUGUCCAUUUCAAGUCAGCCGAGUCAGAACUCCAACUGUCCAUACCAGCACCAAGUCCGUCAGCAAACUGCUUCAGGCAACCCCCCCUCAGCAGCAGGGCAGAGCAGCUAUUCCUAGUGCACUGUAGCUUGACAGCCCAGCCUUCUGCCUCUAUGUGAGUUUUCUACCUCCCCCUCCCCCAUGCUUUUAACCAGCCAUAGCAAGUGGUGUGUGAACUAGUGUGGAUGUGCUUCGCUUAUUUUGUCAGUUACUACGAGCAGUGACUUUUCCUUGAAUAUUCAAACUACAGCCUUUUCAUCUGUCUAAACAACCUGGGGGACAAGAUCCCGUGCCCUACCAUACACCUUCCAUCCCAUCUUAUCAAGCUCUGGUUUGUGCAGUGAGCAAUUAGAAUCAUCAUUGGUCUCUUUGGAGUAGGCCUUGAAUAUGAUGAACCAGUUUGUAUAUCCUGAGUGAAAGGGCCCCUCCACUAGCUGUGCUGGUUUCUAGUGAUGCUGAUUGUCUGAAACUAGUUAGCACAAGUUGUUUAUAAUGUCAAACCAUUGACUUUGUAAGUAGUUGAGAAAUCUGAACUGUGAGAAAGCAGAUUUAGAAGAGAGCCCCAGGAGAACACUGUACACCUAAAUUCAACACAAGUCAAAAUGGACCAAGGCUGCAGGAUGGAGCAGCACAGCUCUUGCCUACCUCCUCAGAUGGCAGGGCAAUUGGGCCAGAUGGCAAAGUCACUUUAAAGAGAGGUAGAAAACCAACAGUCUUAUAUGUAUAUUUGAUGGGUGCCUCUAAGUGCUGUUUCAAAACCAAACUUGAGUCCUAGAAUCUUGUUGAGGAGCCCUUUUGCUUUCUGGUAUGGAAGCUCUCACAGUUUCCAUAAUUUCAUGGUACAGGGCUAUUGUCUCCUACUACAUGGAUGACAUUAUAGCACCCACAGAAAAUGGAGAAUUCCUGAAGUCCAACCCCAGACAAUUGCACAAAGCCAUCCUGGCAGCUUUAGUGAUGGUUUCUGAGAAUGGCUGUCCUGUUUCUAUGAGACAUCUUUCAUGUAAAAAUUUAAAAUAAGAAACAACAAUAGCAACCCAGACGUUCACAUGUGUCCUGCCUGUGCUUAGUCAAUAGUUUGCAAUAAAUGCAAAUUUUACACUUUAGUGAUUACCAAAUAAUUUAGUUGACUGCUUAGGACAUUGAAAGGUCUCUAAAAGGAUGUGUACAUAUGCAUGUUUGGGGACUUUGCCCUUCUGAGGAGAGGCCCUUGGUACUUGGGAUAAUGAAACUCGUGCAGUGGGCUGCCCGCGCUUACACACUAAAUAAUAUAAAGGAAAUGAAGCCAUGUUAACCCGACAGCCAUGUCUCCAUAGUUGUGUUGUUUACAGUACUCUAUAAAUGGGUUCCUGUUCCUCUGUAAUUAAACUGCUGCCCUUAGAGGCCUUUCAGUUUCUUCUCUGUCAUGCCCCUUCUUACAGGAACUCAAAUUUUCUAAACUUGUUUUUAUUUUAAAGACUUUUAAAAUGGACAUUUUCAAUAAACAAGAAUAAACAGUGCUUUAUAAAUAAGA
Messenger RNA from Peromyscus californicus insignis, 11669 nucleotides. RefSeq names its product Rac/Cdc42 guanine nucleotide exchange factor 6 (gene Arhgef6). NCBI's taxonomy places the organism in Eukaryota, Metazoa, Chordata, Mammalia, Rodentia, Cricetidae. The transcript is spliced from 22 exons. Gene Ontology annotation, molecular function: guanyl-nucleotide exchange factor activity; protein binding. Gene Ontology annotation, biological process: intracellular signal transduction. Bases 7352 to 9670 code for a protein of 772 amino acids. The record is from RefSeq and is a predicted model, not a curated record.